GACGCGGCAGUUCGAGCUCCGCCCGAUUAGCUGGCUUUGUGGUGGUGAUUGGGAAAUCCGAAAAGUGCGGCGUUAGCCAGCGAUCGAUCGGUCAGUCAGUCUAGCAUCUAGGUCGGAUCACGAAAGAUCACACUGCUCGUUCUCGGGAAUCGCGUGCGGGAGCUUCUCGGUCAGCUCAGUUUGCAAAGGCUCUGCGAAACCAAUUUCCUGUUCGGUAGCUGGACGUUCUGAGGUCAAAACAUUCACGCUGGCUUCUUCAAAGCUUCGCCGCGCCAGCAGCAUCGCGGUUUACGAUGAGGAUGAAGAGCAAAGGCUACUCAUUAUGCGCAAAGCAUUCCAAAUGUUUGACACAACCAAAUCGGGUUUCAUCGACACCUCGAAAAUUUCUACCAUCUUCGACACGCUGGGCCAAAAAUUUGACGAAGGUGAACUGCAGGACCUGAUCGAACAGGAGGACCCCGAAGAAACGGGAAAGGUGAACUUCAAUGGAUUCGCAAACAUUGCCUCGAACUUUCUGGUGGAGGAUGAGGACGCCGAAGCGAUGGAGAAAGAACUGAAAGAAGCCUUCAGAUUGUACGAUCGAGAGGGAAAUGGUUAUAUCACAACUAGCACACUGAAGGAAAUUUUGGCUGCUCUGGAUGAUAAACUAUCGAACGAAGACCUGGAUGGCAUGAUCAACGAAAUCGAUGCCGACGGAUCCGGAACUGUUGAUUUUGAUGAGUUCAUGGAAAUGAUGACCGGGGAGUAAUCGGACUGUAAAGGGAGGCGGUAUGUUCGAACUGAGCCACCAACAGCACACAAACAACGACAGUGUAGAGAUCGUAGCGAGUUCCUGUGUUUUUGUUUUCGUGAAGGUCCUUCUGGUUUUACUCCGCUUUGCCGCUUUCCUUUUUCAAUUUGCUGCUGCUGACACUGAACACGUGUCUUCUUACAUCCACCGGCACUUGCAAGUACAUCAGCGUGGGUUUAAUCUGUUCCGGUCGACCAUCAAGCGCCUAUCCAAGGAUCAGUAUUUUUCUUUAUGAUUGAAUCACCACCUCCCAGUCACCACCCACAAAAGUACAGGGAAAAAAUCAUGCUAGGGAAAGAAGGGCUGAGGCAGCAUGUAGGUUCGAUACGAAGCAGCUAGACGGCACGUUUCAAGUUUCAAGAGUAAAUGAAAUUUCACCUCGCUAGUCAAUCACGUACCACUUUUCUACUCUCUAACACAAUCAGUUUGCGGAAUUCGUCACGACCUUUCCUCGUACCUUCCCCUCCGAAACAAACAGCAACGAUGCAAAUACGAGACAUUUCCUUCUCUCUCUCUCUUUUAUAUUCCAGUCAACAAUUUAGUUCACCGUACAAGUAAUCAAGGUCCAAAUCGAUCAGCAAUUGAAUUUGAUUUGAAUUGUUUCCUCGGUUCUAUUUUUAGCUUCCGCCGUAUCAUUUGAGCGCUUAUUUUUCGUGGAAAUAUUUUCUGAACAGCCACCAAUAUGAAAGUGUUAUUUACCCAUUACUCUUCUUGCUUCCAUUACUAGCUCUCGAUCUGCCCUUUUGCCACAAUUGCAGCUGUUUUCGCCAAUCACUAGAAUACCACACUUAUUGUUCAAUGUAGAUAUUUUAAAGUAUGACGAUAUUAUGUAAUAUCGAAACGAUAAUAAAAGCCAUUAUUUAUUAAGAAA
Messenger RNA from Topomyia yanbarensis, 1661 nucleotides. RefSeq names its product troponin C (gene TpnC25D). NCBI's taxonomy places the organism in Eukaryota, Metazoa, Arthropoda, Insecta, Diptera, Culicidae. The record is from RefSeq and is a predicted model, not a curated record. Gene Ontology annotation, molecular function: enzyme regulator activity; calcium ion binding. The coding region runs from base 323 to 748 and encodes 141 amino acids. The transcript is spliced from 4 exons.